AUGGCCACCAUCUUCAAUGUCAAUGCUGGCAAGAAACUGAGACUGCUGGCAGGUCUAAAUGGUGGAAUUGUGUCUGGGCUUAACCCUGGACUGGUGGUGGGGGGCCUGAACCCUGGCGUCCUCCCUGGUGGCACUGGGUUGAUUGGGCAGCCUCAGUUUGCCCAGAUGGUCCCAGGUGUCCCCACGUAUGUCAUGCAACCACAAGCUGUUCCCAAUGGUCCCUAUGGUUUCCCCAAUGUCGGGAUGCUGCAGCCUCAACUGUUCCCUAACUUCCCUGGGCAGUACCAGUAUCCUGCCCCACCAGCUAAUGGGCUGCCUUACUACAUGGGUGUCCCUCAAAUGGCAGGAAUGAAUCCUCCACAACAGCAAGUCAUGGGAGUCCAAGGUGCAGGUGGGAUUCCCAUGAUGCAACAGCAGCAGCCACAGCAGGGUCCUCAACAAGCAGAGCCCGUGAGAAGAUUCAAGGUACAGUAAUGGUCAUUGACUGUACAGUACAUGUGGCUCAUGGUCAAUAGUGUAUUUCAAUCUGUAAUUGACUCUGUGUAAGAAAAGGAAUCUACAGUAGUUAAUG
Messenger RNA from Oncorhynchus mykiss (rainbow trout), 571 nucleotides. RefSeq names its product secretory calcium-binding phosphoprotein 9 (gene scpp9). Lineage: Eukaryota; Metazoa; Chordata; Actinopteri; Salmoniformes; Salmonidae. The record is from RefSeq and is a predicted model, not a curated record.